Messenger RNA from Ipomoea triloba (trilobed morning glory), 1398 nucleotides. RefSeq lists its product as uncharacterized. Gene Ontology annotation, biological process: telomere maintenance; DNA repair. The coding region runs from base 1 to 1398 and encodes 465 amino acids. Lineage: Eukaryota; Viridiplantae; Streptophyta; Magnoliopsida; Solanales; Convolvulaceae. The record is from RefSeq and is a predicted model, not a curated record. The transcript has 4 exons. Gene Ontology annotation, molecular function: DNA helicase activity.
AUGUUAGAUCAGGAUGCUACCGCCGGUGAAGUUCAUGAUUUGGACGCUAUUAUCUCAGUUGAAAUUCCAAAUCAACAAUUGGACCCAGACUAUUACAAGGUCGUUGCUGAGUAUAAGAUUCACGGUCCAUGUGGUGUUGCAAGGUCAAAUUCACCGUGUAUGGUAGCUGGAAAGUGUUCGAAGUUUUUCCCCAAGAAAUUUGUUGACAAGUCAAGCUUUGAUGAAGAGGGUUGCCCAUCACGCUCAAUAAAGUAUUUGUUCAAAUACGUUAACAAAGGUCAUGAUAGGGUGACUGCAGAAUUUUACAAGGCAAAUGUAGAUGAUGAUGGCGUCAAAGUUGUGGAUGAGAUAAACAUGUAUUACGACUGUAGGUAUAUCUCCCCAUGUGAGGCUGCAUGGCGCAUCUUUGGAUUUGAGAUUCAGCAUAAAAAUCCUUCUGUAGAGCGUUUGAGUUUUCAUUUACCUUGUCAACAAAUAGUGGUUUUUGGAGACGAUAAUGCAAUGGAUGAUCUUAUUAACCGCCUGACUGUUGCACAUAGCAUGUUUCUUGAAUGGUUUGAAUGCAAUAAGAAAUACCCAGAUGCAAGGUGUUUAACCUAUGCUGAAAUGCCAAACAAAUUUGUGUGGAAAAAAGAUGUAAGACAAUGGCAUCCGCGCAAAAAAGGUUUUGCCAUUGAGAGAGUUUUCUAUGUACCACCAGGCACCGAGGAAAUAUAUUACCUAAGAUGUUUACUAAACACCAUCCGUGGGGCUACAUGCUUUGAAGAUUUGAGAAAUGUUCACGGUCAACAAUAUGAAUCUUAUAAGGAAGCAUGUUAUGCGCUCGAUUUGUUAGACGAUGACCGAGAAUAUGUUGAUGUUAUUAAUGAAGCAAGUGAAUGGGCAUUUGCUCAUGCUCUAAGAAAAUUGUUUGUAACGCUACUUACCUCUAACUCAAUUUCAAAGCCUGAGAUGGUAUGGGAGGCGGUAUGGCAUCACUUGGCUGACGAUGGGCUAAUUGUGAAUGAAGCAGAUAAAAAGAAUUAUGCGCUGAAUGAGAUAGAAGAAUUGUUAUCCCUUUGGGGUAGAAGAUUGCAAGACUUCCCUAAUAUGCCAAUACCCAACAACAAUGAAACUCGGAUGACAUCUAAUAGGCUAAUAUAUGAAGAGUUGUCCUAUGAUUGCCAAGCUCAAAGAGUUGAGAAUGAAGAAUUAGUUCGGCAACUAACGGAUGAACUACAAAACAUCUAUAACACAAUUCUUGGUGAUGUUGAGCCAAAGGCUGGAGGAUUAUUUUUUGUAUAUGGUUACGGUGGGACAGGAAAGGCAUUUCUUUGGAGAGCGCUGUAUAGCAUCGUUAUUGAUUCCAGGCGGACGUACAACACACUCAACAUUUGUCAUUCCAAUCAACAUAAAUGA